Molecule: messenger RNA, 870 nt
Organism: Trichomonas vaginalis G3
Lineage: Eukaryota; Parabasalia; Trichomonadida; Trichomonadidae
Product: temperature-gated cation channel protein
Exons: 1
Coding region: 1-870 (289 amino acids)
Biological process (GO): regulation of transcription by RNA polymerase II
Molecular function (GO): transcription factor binding
Source: RefSeq, a predicted model, not a curated record
AUGGAGAUCGAUUAUAAGUAUUAUGCUGGCAAUAUAGAUAAAAUUAUCAACGAAGACUUUAUUAAAAUUAGGGAGACACACCAAAUGUGCGAAAUUUUAAAGCUUACAUACCUUUCCGUGGAUCAAUUUACAAGAAUUUUCAACAUUGUAAAGGAGUAUUUUGAUCCAAACGACAUUAUUUCCAUGUUGAAAUGCUCAAAUGUUAAUUUCAAAAAAGAUAAAGAUAAUUACACGGUCAUAAAAUGUAUAUCAGAAAUUUUUGAAAUGAAGCCCUUAAACGACAUUUUUUUAAAACAUGCAGGUGAUUUUCAUAUUGGUAAUGCAUCUUAUGAAUCCUCAAGAAGUCAUUCAAUUCAAAUUAAGGAUUUCAAAAUUUCACAAUUAUUUUAUCAAGUUUAUGAGAUUUUGGAAAAAGCAGCAGCAAAUGAUGACACAAAGACUAUCGAGGAAUGUGUUAAAAACAAUACCUGGAGAAUAAUUAAUGAUAAGGGAUCAAAUUGCAUUAUUAAUGCUGCACGUAAAGGAAAUCUUAAGCUUGUUAGAUUGUUACAAGAAUAUGGAGCAGAUCCUUGUUCCAAGACUGAUGAUGAUAUCACAAUUCUUCAUUAUUUCUGUCACAGAGAUUCUAUAGAAGGGGUUCAAUUUGCACUUCAAUUUAUUAACAUAAAUGCAACCACUAAAACAAAUAAAAGAACUCCUCUCCAUAUAGCCGCCUAUCUCAAUUACGCUAAACUUUGCACUUUCCUUUGUAAACAAGCAGGAAUUCAAAAGAAUGCAAAAGAUUCUUAUAACAAAACACCACUUGGAGUGGCAAUCCAAAAGGGAAAUAAAGAUGCACAGGCGGCGUUAAAAGCUUGCAAUUGCAUUUAA